CAAUAGCUCAAUUCGAUUCUCUCCUCUUUCAUUUACAACCCCUUCCAACAACAAGGCGUACGUAGGAAUAGUUGUUGCGAUGUUUUGGUUGUGUUCUGUUGUAUUAUUGUUAUUUUAUGUUAGGUGUCCAGGAAAAAGGCGCUUUGUUCGAGCUGCAGGUUUUGUGAAAGCGCUGUAUCCAUAAAGAGGUAUUGUAUUUUUUGUUGGAUGUAUGUGAUAUCGGUAUAAUCAACAGUUUCCAUAGGUCAGAAGAGCGUGAAGUCACGUGAUCUUGUGAUUCCCAUCCAACGGGUCUGUUCAAAAAGUGCAUUUCUGUGCUUGCAGCAGCGCCUGGGAGCGUUAAAGAGAUAACGAAAUAGAAAACAGCAAAACAAACGCGAGCGCGAGAGACGGAGAGAUAUGAGAAGCAUGCGGAAAAUGGGUGCAGCCUUGCACACACAAAAGCCCCCAUUGGCGCUCCACAGCACCCCCAUCUCGCCCUCUUCCAGGCGGCCCCCUCCCGUUCCUCCUCCCCCUCCUCCUCCACCACCACCAGUCGAGGUGCAUUGUGGGGAGGAAAGUCGUUGCCAUUCGACCUCUGCGGGGCCUGCGCGGACUCAGCCAGAACCCUGAAAAUGGCAUUAUGCGCUUGAAAGGGACACUUAUUUCCGCAUAACCGAAACACUCGCACCGGCCGGGGGCCCCGCGACCGAACAACGACGAGCAACGACGGCGGCUGGGAGACAGCGAGGAGACGGAAGGGAAAAGGAACGUUUUGCCGUGGCGGGGGGGAUCCUGGUGAGACAUUUGUCAUAAGCGCAAGAAAAUGUCCGGCGAGAGGAACCGCAGGUCGCUGGCGUUCCGAGGCGGUGGACUAGCCGGGCUAACGGGCUCCGGAGGCGGCGGCGGCGGGGGGAACGGUAACAGCUGGGAGGCCCCGGCCUGCCACGAUCGACAUUUUAACGGCAACCGGCCGGACCAAGACGACGACGGGGACCUGGGGGCGACGGGACCAACGCGGAAGCGACGGGAGGGCGCCGGCUCGGUGAGCGACAGCACGGAGCUCGACGCCGAGGAGGAAGAGGACGCGGAGGGGGCGGCCGGGAGCCGCGGCGGCGACGCCGACUCGGCGGCGAACGGCUACAAGGAAGCGGGCAGCGGAGACUUGGCGGAGUCGGGGAGCGCCGAGGCGGGACCCAGGAAAUGCGGCGUGGAGAUGAGACCGCAGACGCUACUCCAGAAGCACUCGCUCUUCCACGCGUCGUGGCUCCACGAGUUCCCGUGGCUGCGCUUCUGCCAGCAGACGGGGCUCAUGUCGUGCUCGUGGUGCCGCGAAGCCGCCACCCGCAGCAGCGACGAGCUCACCAAGGGCAGCCGCAGCUACAAGCGGGCCCUGCUCCUCCGACAUCACCUGUCCUCCGAGCACGGCAGGAAUGACCCCGGCAAACAGGAAUCGGGAAGACCCCUGGACAACGCCAGCCCGUCCACCAACUCCUCCGAGGACGACUACCGCAACAAGCCCAACGAGAACUCGUACUGCUACCAGCUGCUGCAGGAGCUGGACAAGCAGCGCAAGAGCGGCAUCCUGUGCGACGUCAACAUCGUGGUGUCGGGCCAGGUGUUCCGAGCCCACAAGAACAUCCUGGUGGCGGGCAGCCGCUACUUCAAGACCCUCUACUGCCUGACGCAGAGCGAGGCGCAGGACCGGGCCACCGUCACGCACCUGGACGUGGCCGCCGUGCAGGGUUUCUCGGUCAUCCUGGACUUUCUCUACUCGGGCAACCUGCUGCUCACCAGCCAGAACGCCAUCGAGGUCAUGUCGGUGGCCAGCUACCUGCAGAUGACCGAGGUGGUGCAGUCGUGCCGGGCUUUCAUCAAGGACGCGCUCAACAUCAGCAUCAAGCAGGAGGCGCCCGACUCGGUGGUGGUGGACUACAACAAGCGGCAGACGGUGACCAAGGAAGGCCCGCGGGGCCACGCCGACCGCAAGCCCGGCAACUUCUGGGCCACCAGUAUCCUCUCCAAGCUCUCCAUCCAAGCGAGCGGCAACAGCCAAGGGAAGGAGUCGGCGGCAAAGGAGGACGGCGAGGAAGACGGCGGCGGCGGCGGCGGGAGGGUGAAGGAGGAGUCCAGCGACGUGGAGGUGACGCCGGUCGGGGCCGGUCCCCCCGGCGCUCCCCCGGGGAGCUGGAGCCACCACAACGACAACUCCUCCGACUCGGCCGACAACAACGAGGCCCGCUCGCAGGUUUUCGUCUGGAACGAGCCCGGCGCGGCGGCGGCCAUCAAGCGCGAGGCGCCCGACGCCGCUGCCGGCAGCGGGCGGCGGAAAAAGCAGGCCGCCACGCGGAGGUUCGUCUACAACUUCCCGCCGGAGCCCGAGGAGGGCUUCGACGAGGGCAUGUUCGUCCAGCCGUCCGCCUCCUACCCCCGGGAGGACUUCUCGGCGCUCUCGGAAAACGCCGAGCUGGCCAAUCAGAUCCAGUACAGCAUCAUCCAGCCAGGGGAGUCCUGGGAGAACGGUGAGUCGUCGCUGCUGGCCAUCAACAAGCUAAAGUGUCCGCACUGCAACUACAUCGCCAAACACCGGCGCACCCUCAAGAGGCACCUGGUCAUCCACUCGGGUGUGCGCUCCUUCAGCUGUGACAUCUGCGGCAAGCUUUUCACCCGCCGCGAGCACGUCAAGAGACAUUCCUUGGUGCACAAGAAGGACAAGAAGUACAAGUGCAUGGUGUGCAAGAAGAUCUUCAUGCUCGCGGCCAGCGUGGGCAUCCGGCACGGCUCGCGGCGCUACGGCGUGUGCGUGGACUGUGCCGACUCGCACCAGGCUGGCCAGGAGGGCCUGGAGGGCAUGGAGUUCCCCCGGGACGACGACUUUGAGGGCGACGACGCCGACGACCUGCUGGAGGCCGACAACGAUUCCGCCGAUCACGACCGUGCUGCCUGGGGCCGCCGGGCCCCCGCCGUCGCCGGCCCCGCCGUCGCCACCACCCCUCCGCAGGACAAGGAGUUCUAGCCUCACUUUUUUCUUUUCAUCUUUUUUUUGUUUUUGUUUGUUUGGGUUUAUUUUUCUGUUUUUAAUAUAUGUAAGCUGGUAAACAAUCAACUCCAAAAGUGCUAUCGAAACCUUGAGGUUGCUUAAAUAUGAGAGUUUGACAAAAAGAGAAGGAAAAAAAAAAAGCUUUGGUAGCGUGGGAAGCCCGCCAUGUACAGAUUUAAUUAUUAUUAUUAUUAUUAAUCCUCACCAGAGAAAGAUUAUAUGAAAUAAUCAGGUUGUUGUUGUUUUGGGGGGGGGGAGUAUGUUUCCUUUUAAAUAGGUGGGGAGGGCUAGCUAGACCAAUCAUUGGAGGUAUAAAAAAAAAAAUAUUUAAUUUAAAAGAUUUUAUGGUCUUAUCACAGAUGAUCUAAUUUUUGUCGUUAAUUUUUUUUUUGUUUUCGUUUUUUUUACUUGCUGUGUAGAUGGCGUUUAGUUGCGCUAAAAUAUUCUAUAUUAUUCCGUUUUUCUUUCCUUUUGUUUCUCUGCGCAAAUCUUGGAACCAAAAAAUCUGUUUGGUGACUUUAAUGCUCUGCAGCCAUAUUUAUGAUAUAUUAAAAAAAAAAAGUCACAAAAAACAUAAACUAAAAACGAGGGCUGUGAUGACAUCGUGCCAAACAGACCGCACACCAAGAUGGAGCAGGAAAAACUACUGAAUAUGCUUCAAAGAAAAGACACCUUUCUUGUUUGUUGUUUUUGUUCGUUUGUUUUAGAGUUUUAAGAAAAAAUAUUUAAAAGUAUAAGAAGUGGGGGGGGGCUGUUCUAGCUAGCUUUAUACCAAUCGCCGCGUCACGCUAACACUUUAAAAAAAAAAAAAAAGCAUUUGACCUUCACUUAAAGCUUGAAAUGUUCGGUGUUUUGUUCCUAUUUUUAAUUUUUUUUUGCCAAAUGACGACAUUUGGUGCUGUAAUGCUUUGUCGCAGAAUACUGGACCUACAAAACAAGCGAGGCUUUAAUUCUUAUGAUGUCUGUCGUCACGAAAAGAAAAAAAAAGCUUCGAUUGUUCAACUGAUGCUUCACCUCCUCUCUACAACACUAUAGCCUCUUUCACGCAGAGAUCCCGCCAAAACAGACAAAAAUAACACCCGACAUUUGCCCGCUUUUGCUUUUCACGCUAAACCCAGCGAAAAGCCAAGCUUUAAUUCUGAUGUUUGUUGUCGUAAGAAGCUUCAGGUGACGCGGAGAGAGCGCAAAAUCAUAGCCGUCACCGAAAAUCUGACAGACGUGUAUCUGGUGUUAAACUUCAUCUCAGAAUGUGCAUCCUGGCUUUAAUUUUUAUGAUUUCUUGUCAGUCACAUCAUCCAAACCUUUGCUUCCAACAACACUAGCCUCUUUCGCACAGAGAUGAAAUGGCGGGAGAAGUGAAUAUCGGGAGUUAAACUUCAUACCGGACCGUGGCACCCUCAGUAUACCUUUGCGCACCGAUGGCUUCAUUUCGAAAUACUGGACCUACAGCAUAGCUUUAAUUCUUAGCUUUUCUGUCAGAAUCAAAACCUUUACCUCCAACAACACUAGCCUCUUUCACGCAUAGAUUUUGCAAAAAAAAAAAAAAAGGCGGCAGGAAAAGAGAGCGCCGGGUGUUAAACAUCACACUCAGCUUUGCGCAAGGCCAUCAGAGGCAGAAUACUGGACCGAUAGUAUGGCUUUAAUUCUUAUGAUUUUGCCUCUCUCACACAGGGGAUCUUGCAAAAAUAGGGUCAGAGAAUUAUGGAGUAUUAAACUAAACACCCCUGUGCCGACAUUGCGGAAUACUGGACCUACAGCAUGGCUUUGAUUCUUAUUGUCUGUUAUUAAAAAAAAAAAAAAAAAAAACUUUACCUCUAUCAACACUAGCAACCUCGCCAAAAAAAAAAAAAAUGGGGCGGGAGAAGUGUGUGGAUGUUGACUUUCACACCCCUGUCCCGGCAUCGCGGAAUACCUUUACGCUUCCAUGGCUUUGUCGGUGAAUACUCAAAUCUACAGUGUGACUUUAAUUCUUGUGAUUUCUCAGCGUCAAUACCUUCAUUUCCAACACCACUAGCGCUUUUUCGCAAUCGCAAAAAACAAAUAAAUAAAUACAAACGGGGAAAGAGAAGUUGGGUGUUAAACUUAUCACUAUCCCGGUAUUGUAUAAUAUUGGAUCAAGAGUGUGGCUUUAAUUCUUAUGCUUACCCCAUCAUCCAUACUGUCGCUUCCGACAACUCCGGCCUUUUUCAUGGAGAGUCUUGCUAAACCAGAGUGGGUGUUAAACGUCACACCCUAAUAGCUCAGCACGUUUGGACCACUGGACCUACAAUGUGGCUUUAAUUAUGAUGUCGUCACCGACAACACACGCCUCCGUCACACAGACUUCCUGCAUCUGCCUUUGCCCUGCUUGGCAGGAGUCGAAGUAUGAAACGUCACACCACUGUCGCGACAUUGCUGAAUAUUGGACCAACGGCGCGGCUUUAAUUGUUAUGCUUUAACAUCCUAAAAACAUUUUUUUUAAACUCUUGACAACACUAAGUCCUGCACUGCAAAAUUGGCAUCAGAGCCGUCACAGAAGAGACACUGAUCGAACUACCUUCGGUGCUGAGCAAAAGUUGACGCAACGUCAUGCCAUCCCUUUAUCGGACAUUUUGCUGCCCUAUGAGACAUUUCGGUUUCCGUUACGGAAAACAAUUGCCGGGUCAUGGUGAAAAGAGGCGGAAAAAUGCCGGUGUUAAAAUGGGCUUCUGUAGACUAUCAGGUAAUCGUUUUGCCAUUUUAUUAUUGUUUUUAACACCUGCGCGUUUUGGGGGUGGGGGGGGGGUCUUUCCGUCGAACUACUGGCAGUACUUUUCCGUGUGAAAUACGUGUUACGAGGACCUAAAGCGGAUGUCUUUUUGUUUAUAUUUGGUACCGAAUUAUAAACGCCGUUUAUACAUAUUUGGAAUCACUUGACAGUGACAGCACGUCCUAAGCGUUUUUUUAAAUUUGUGUUUGUUGUUUUGUGGGGGGGGGGGGGUCGUUGUUUAGUUUCCAUUUAAUUUGGUCUGCCAGGUAGUUUAAAAAUAAAAAAAAUUCCACCAGACGAAAGCAAGUGAAGCUCUAUGGCGCCAUCAUAGACAUGCACUUAACUUUUUUUUUUUAAUGAACAUUUAAGUUUCUUCGUUUGUUCAGCCCAAAAAAGCGUGUCUGAAAGGAACUUUCUCCAUUUUUUUGUGUGGUUUAUUUAAAUAUAUAUAUAUUGACUCCAAAAAAAAAAAAAAAAUUCAAUCAAGACUGUUAAUUUCUAUUUUGUCCAACCAAAAUUAUUAUUAUUGUUAUUGUUAAUUCUUCUUUUUAAUGUACGGGAGAAGCCGGGUGUGAGUGCUCACUCCCUUUCUGAUUGUUCCCUCCCAUGACUUCAGCACACAUUUUUUCGAAUAGCGCGUGUCGGGCAGCAGGAGAUAGAGUAUGUAUGUAUGUGUGUGUAUGUGUGUGUCUAUAUAUAUAUAUAUAUAUAUAUAUAUAUAUAUAAUCUCCACACACAUACAGUAUGUGUGUUCAUAUGCAGUUUGUACGGGACACCAUCUUCCUUCUUGUGUCACUUUCAAAAAUCAUUGUGGGUGGGGCCUAUGAUAUAGCCAAUACAUAUAUACAUAUACACACAUAUGUAUACGUGGAGAGUCUAUGAAAUAUGAAGAUAUUUAUAUAUAUAUAGGAAAAAUAUAU
Molecule: messenger RNA, 6667 nt
Organism: Hippocampus comes (tiger tail seahorse)
Lineage: Eukaryota; Metazoa; Chordata; Actinopteri; Syngnathiformes; Syngnathidae
Gene: zbtb10
Product: zinc finger and BTB domain containing 10
Exons: 5
Coding region: 806-2995 (729 amino acids)
Biological process (GO): regulation of transcription by RNA polymerase II
Molecular function (GO): protein binding; DNA-binding transcription factor activity, RNA polymerase II-specific; RNA polymerase II cis-regulatory region sequence-specific DNA binding
Source: RefSeq, a predicted model, not a curated record